Messenger RNA from Pelobates cultripes (western spadefoot toad), 3723 nucleotides. The record is from the annotation of a GenBank genome assembly. NCBI's taxonomy places the organism in Eukaryota, Metazoa, Chordata, Amphibia, Anura, Pelobatidae.
AUGGAUUGUAAGAAGACGAAGAAGAGGACCAUUGAAGAGGUAGAAAGCAGAGGAAGAACACAACAAAAAGAAGACAACAAGGACAGUGACAUCAGGAAACAGCUACAGGUGAAGAAAAGGAAGAAAGAAGAACAUAAAGAUGAAGAAGGAAAACAACGCGCGAGUGAAGAGGAAAUUAAUGAAGAAAUCAGCGACUCUCCAGAAGAUCCAGGCCCAUCUUUGGAUUCAUCUCUUUCACUGGAGAGAUUUACAUUCCACCGACUGCUUGGCAAGGGUGGCUAUGGAAAGGUACGCAAUUUGUGAAAUAUCCAUUUACACAGCAGAUUUGUUAUUUUUACAAAAGAAACAGAAUGUUUUUGGGGUGAUGUUAUUGAACACAUUAUUGAUUAAUAUAAUUCUCAAUAAUUGGUUAUAGGAUGUAAGAGUACACCCUUGUCAAAUCAUUGAAAGAUUUAUAUUUGAAAGUUUAAACAUGUGAUUUGUCUCUGAUUGAGGUCACUUAGUUUCAUCUAUUGCUGGUUUUAACUUGAAAAUAUAUUAAUAUAUUCUGUUUGCUCCCCUGUAACAUUGAACUUUAUGUCAAUUUAUUUUAACAUCAAUGAGAAAAUUUACUGAAAAAUUAGAUUCAGAGAUGGUUAUAAAACCUAUUCUGUUGUUUAGAUAGGGUUAGGUGAGUAAUAACAGCAUAACCCUGUGUAACAUUACAAAUUGGACUAGCACUGGUAUAAUUAAGACCAGACCUGCCCCCCAUUCUUUCAUUUAUUGUUAUUUUUUUGUUACACGUUUUUAUUUUUAGCACAUUUUUUUAUCCAUUAUUACUUUGUGCAAAUUCUUUAACUAUUUUACUAAUAAAAUUGUAUUUAAAAUAUCUUCUAUUUAAGAAUAAUUUUUUUAAUUGGUUGUAAUCUCAGUGACAUCUGCCUCCCCCCACUUUUCAAGUCGGAGGUCCCACCUUCCCAUUUUGUAUCUAAUUUAUUUUAAGAUUAGUUCUAUGGGCAGUGCACAGUAUUGAAAAUCAAACAAGGUUAUUAUUAUUAUUAUUAUUAUUGGCAUUUAUAUAGCGCCAAGUAAUUCCGCAGCGCUUUACAAUAUUAUGAAAAGGGGGGAAAUGUACAAUAAAUGAGACAAUUACACAGUAACACAGGAACAAUAGGUAGAUGAGGGUUAAUUCACUAAACAGUUUGUAAUGUGAUGAAUUAUACAAAUUAGGAUAAAGUAGACCUUCACCCAUUUUAACCCAAAUAAUAUUGCCUUCUCAAUUCACAUAAACAUACUUUUUGGUGAAUAAAUUCCAUAUUCCAUAUUUCUUACAUGUUCCUCUGUUGGAUAUUUAAUUGUCAUUUAGUUAGUAGUACUGGAAAUUGAUAGUGUUUGUUGUGAUUUUUCACUGUAAUUAUGGCCAGUUUAAUCCACUCCAACUGUCACUACAAUUGCUACUUCCUGGUCACAUGACCUGAUAGGAAUGAUGGACAUUCUCAAAGCUAUAGUAGGAUAGCGAGAGAUACAUUUCUACUAAAUGUCAAUGGAAACUGUAUCACAGUCUAUUGUUAUGAAAACUGAAUUAUUUAAGAAAACAUAUACAAUGCUUAUGUUUCAUGGAUUGUAUAAAUAGAAGUGCAAUAGAGGAUCUUUUCACAUUUUGAAGAUUUAAUAAAGCUUUAUAGAAUAUACUUCAUUACAUACUACAAUACACAGGAAGUUACUGUGUUAAUUAUGUAAUUGUACAAUGGGUCACCCAGUUAAUACUGUAUCAUGUAAAUCAUUUUGGUCUCUGUUAAGAACCAAUGCACUGGAUUCUCUUUUUGUUUGUGCUAUAGCUUGUGCUGUUAUUUGUGCUUUUGCUGUGUAUUUUCUAAAGCUGAUGUGCGCAACUAUAAUAAAAAUAUUCUGUUCAAGUACAGCAAUAUUCUCUGUGUAUGUAAAAAAAAAUAACAAAAUUAUAUAUAUAUACACACUCAAAGUAGUGCACUCACUGGUCUUCUUAAUUUGCAAACUUUAUUAACCAAUGUUCAGUAACUUUACCAUAUCAUCAACGUUUCGGUCCUCAUCCGGACUAGGACUGAAGUGUUGAUGAUACGGUAAAGUUACUGAACAUUGGUGAAUAAAGUUUGCAAAUUACGAAGACCAGUGAGUGCACUACUUUGAGUGUAUGUAUUGUUAAAAGGCUGGAGGAGCACCGUAGCAAGUAAAACUGAAGAGUGAGUGGAUUUGUGAGUGGUCUGACAUCAUAUUCAGGCUCCCGGCAUAACUAAGCAAUGCGAGGGAGCUGAGCAGUAAGCCCGCAAUAAAAGCUGCCGCCCGUCUCGCGUGGGCCCCCCAGAACACGAGGCUAACAAGGCAGUGCCGCCCAAGGCAAAUGCCUUGUUAGCCUCGCGGUGAAUACACCGCUGGGCACCCUACCAGUGACCUAUGGUAGCAUGCCCACAGAGAGGGCUCAUGAUAUGCCAUUAGAAUGCUAAUCUGAUACAUAAGCUUCAAUCAGCCAUAUCUGGUACAGACUUCAGUAAAUAAACAGGACAGGGAUUGGAUUUGUGCACAACUACUCUGUUGUGUUUUUGAUCAAGUUAGGUGUAAUGAGACCAAAGGGCAUAUUAAAGAUAGUUUAAAGGAGAAAGGCUAAAAAACAAAAUAAUAAAGUAUUUUACAAGAUAUGUCUGUGAUAUAAUAACCACACAGUAGGUUUCUUAAAGGGAAACUAUAGUGCCAGGAAAUCAAAGUUGUUCUCCUGGUACCAUAGCUCUCCCCUGCCUCACAGCCCUCACCCCCUGUGCUGCAGAAGGAGUUAAAGCCCUACUGUCACAAUGUCGGUGCUGGUUUGGGUUUGCCUCUGUUCCUCCCCUGCUGACGUCAUCCGGCAGGGGAGACCUAAAGCGUAUGCACGGCAAUGGCCAUGUUUGCAUUAGUAUUUCUACCAUAGGGGGUUUAACAUGACACUGGAUGUCCUCAUUCAUAGCCUGAGGACGUCCAGAGUCAGUUAGGCGACCAAAUGUCACCUGAUGACACGGAAGUCCCUCUAGUGACUGUUUGGUAGAAAAUCACCAGAGCUGGAGUUUACCCUCAAAGGUAAUUAUUGUAGUUUAUUAAAGGACCACUAUAGUGCCAGGAAAACAUACUCGUUUUCCUGGCACUAUAGUGCCCUGAGGGUGCCCCCACCCUCAGGGACCCCCUCCUGCCGGGCUCUGGGGACAGGAAGGGGUUAAACGCUUACCUUUCUCCAGCGCCGGGCGGGGAGCUCUCCUCGUCCUCUCCACCUCCUCUUCGGCUGAAUGCGCAUGCACAGCAGGAGUUGCGCGCACAUUCAGCCAGUCUCAUAGGAAAGCAUUCAUAAUGCUUUUCUAUGGACGCUUGCGUCUUGAAAUACGCAAGCGUCUCUAGCGGCUGUCAAUGAGACAGCCACUAGAGGCUUUAGAGGCUGGAAUAACCUAUUAAACAUUGCAGUUUCAGAGAAAAAAUGGGUUAACCCUAGCUGGACCAGGCACCCAAACCACUUCAUUAAGCUUCUGAAAAUUCUGAAAGCCUUUUUAUUUACGUGUCAUCCAGGUCUUCCUGGCAUCGGAUAAAACAACGAAGAAGGUGGUGGCUUUGAAAAUAGUGAGGAAGAAAGACCUUCUCACUGAAGCCUCAGACAGGACACUCACUGAACGUCGAGUGCUGGAGAUGGCAGCCGGAAGUCCUUACCUAACCAAAGCCUAUGGAGCGUUUCAGAUCCCGGUAAUUCCUUAA